Messenger RNA from Aplysia californica (California sea hare), 2198 nucleotides. Its product is annotated as alanyl-tRNA editing protein Aarsd1-A. The record is from RefSeq and is a predicted model, not a curated record. Gene Ontology annotation, biological process: alanyl-tRNA aminoacylation; regulation of translational fidelity. Gene Ontology annotation, molecular function: nucleic acid binding; Ser-tRNA(Ala) deacylase activity; ATP binding. NCBI's taxonomy places the organism in Eukaryota, Metazoa, Mollusca, Gastropoda, Aplysiida, Aplysiidae.
CUCUCUGACGCAGAAUUCGCAGAAAGAAAACUGACUCGGACUGACGAGGCUGAUUCUCCCACUCUCAGUCUUGUCUCUCACAGUGCUUUACUUACGCUUGGAUGCAAACGAAUAAAAUAAAGCACGUUGUCUGAUCUGAUAGACUAAUUCUUUUGCCACUGCUGGUCUAAGUGUUCACGUUCACCAUCGGUGCUCCACUGUUAAAAGGGAAUAAUGUCGCUUAAGUGUCAAAAGGAUAGCUAUUUAAAGGAGUUUCAAACCCGUGUAAAAAGCUGUACUCCUGCAAAGAAAACUCUCCUUGUGGAAGGAAAAAAAACUUCUGUGGAGGGCUACAAUAUAAUAUUGGAAGACUCAAUUCUGUUCCCAGAGGGAGGUGGACAGCCUGAUGACCGAGGAACUAUCAAUGACAUUCCUGUCUUGAGCAUCAGUCGCAGCGGAGAAGAUGCGGUCCACUUUACAAAAACUGAAAUAUCUGUGGGCUCAGAAGUGACCCUCCAACUGGACUGGGACCGAAGAUUUGAGUUCAUGCAGCAACAUACAGCUCAACAUCUGAUCACAGCCAUGGCAGACCACAAGUUUGGCUUCCAAACAACGUCCUGGGACAUUGGCACAGACAUAGUGACCAUAGAGCUGGACACACCAUCCAUAACCACAGAACAGCUCCGAAACAUUGAAGAUUCGGCUAACGAGAGCCUCCGGAACAACGUGUCUGUUGGACCAUCAUUCUAUCAAGACAAAGAUGAUCCUGAAUUGAAAAAGUUCCGCGGCCUUGGUCUGCCAGAUGACCACGUGGGUGUGGUGCGGGUUCUGACUAUCGAGGGCAUCGACAAUGCCUUAUGCUGUGGUACACACGUCAGCAAUUUGUCCCACAUUCAGGCUAUCAAGAUCUUGGGGGCUGAAAAGGGAAAGAAAAGCAAAAUGAACUUGUUGUUUCUGGCAGGCGUAAGACUCUUACGCUACUCAGCAAACACUUACAGCAGGGAGAAAACACUCACUGGGGUCCUGAAAGGACCGGGGGAGAAACACUGUGAGCUGGCAGAGAAAGCUGUGAAAAGCUUUAAGACGUUGCAGAAGGAAAGACGGUGACAAUGAUUACGUAACUGUGCUCAUUGCCGAGUUAGCAGACGAGAACCUGCCCAAACUAGUGACCACUGGUGACGAUAAAGAUGGAGGUAUGUUUGUGCUGGCUGGACCCCAGAUUUUGAUCCAGGAGCUGGGACCAAAGAUCUGCGAAGUGUUUCAUGGAAAAGGUGCCCCCAGUAAGGGAUUGUUUCGAGGCAAAGCACCGAAACCUGAGAGCCAAAGAGGGAAGGCGGAGAGUUUGCUACGAGAGUAUGUGGCCAAUCAAGAUCAGAGACAGGGUGAGAAUGGCCAGGGAGAUUCAAGCCGUCAAAGUUAACCUCUGUUGUGUUGUUUCAAUGAAUAUUCUGGACAUUUCCUGCGGUAACGGUCAUACUCAGACUUAAUUAAGAAUUGGAUAAAGGGCCAUUUCAUGAAAAAUUAAACUUCCUUACUCUUACACCCAUAAAACACAGAGGAUGACCUUCAGAAAAAAAUUCUCAAUGAUUGUCAUUUUUUGUUUGGUUAGAGCUUUUUUUUUGUUGCUUUUUAGGUGUUUUUAAUUUUUUUAGAUGAAAGCUGCUUCUAUUUCUAAUAAACAGAACAAAAAAAGAAUGGCUCCGCCACUGAUUAGAAUUUUUUUCCCCUAGGUCAUCAUCUUUGCUUCACUGCAGUUUUGUUUUUCAUGGAAUAUCCCUAAACGUGAUAUUCUUUUACCUUUUGCCCAUUUGGUGUCCAAUUAUCAGAGGGGAUAAAAUCUAUAUAUUCAGAAAUUAUUGUGUUAUGAAUUACAAGUUUAGAUGUUAUGUCUGCUAGUCUGUUUCAUAUUGUUUUGUUAUGUUUGCUGUUUAUAAUUUUAGAGAAUUUCUGAUUUGGGGAGAGGGGGAGAGAAAUUUUAAUUUUCUCAGUUUAUCUUGAAGUAACAAUAUUUUGAACAUUAUUUUUUAUACUUAGACUUCAUAGUAGGAAUCACCAGGUAGUGCUUUUUUAUUUUAAUGUAAAUCAUUGAUUUUAAGUGCAAUGGAUUCUGUGACUCCUUUGUAUGGGGCUUUUGCUUGAGCUGAAAGCAAAAUAAUAAUUGUUGAAUACUUGGCUUGUUGAAGUAUUUAUGUAAUAAAUACAAUGAUUUUGUCAGUAAA